UUGAUCAGAAACUGGACAGACCGUAGAAAACAGAACAUUUGACAUAAAAUAAAAGUCUCACCUUUCUUUACAUGGCUAGCAGGCAUAGUCAAGUUCACACCUGGCUCAUUUAUAUCGUCCUGCUGUUUUGUACUGAUUGGUUAGCCUGAUUUAACUUCGUUUUCUCUUUUACACUCGGACCCAGGCAACCGUGUGGCCAAUCCAGGUAAGAACAGGAAGGUUGGCAAUCAGAAAAAUCAGAUGUCUCAGCUUGGAUGGGCUGAUACCAUUUCUUCUUUUGGUGGGGGAAGACUGGGCCUUGGCCUGCCACCAGCUCAAUGGGUCAUUUGCUCGUUGGAUGAGGGGCUCCUCAAGAUAUGACCUCACCUCCAUUACAGCAUCAGCUGUAGGAUUUCUUGCUGGCAGCAGCAAGAAAUUAGAGUAUCUCCAUGAUAUUGAGCUGUGUUUUUACUUGUGAUAGCAAAACAUUAAUUUGCAUUGUUGUAAGUGCUGAUUACUUUUCACUUCAUAGUAUUUUGCUUGCCUUGUCUUAUUUUUAGUACUUGUCAGGUUAGCUGCUCAACCUACCAAGCUGUUUUUAGUGCUGCAGACUGGUGUCGGCCUCCAGUUGCAGGAGUAGCUGAAGUGGGCAGUUUGGUUUGUGGUGCUAUGAUUUAAGGCUUGCUGUGGUAGUUUUGGUGUUUUCUGUUGGAAAUUCAGUUUAUUCUUAGCACUAUUCUUAAUCUCAGUGCGUUGCCUUGCUGAAUGAUCCACCAAUCCCCUGCAGUAGAACCAUGCAAUUUUUAAUUCUGUAUUGGCAUUUUGGCCCACUCUCGCUUUGCUUCUUUGAUAAAGUUACCUGUUAUUUUUAUAUUGAGAAAAGUCAGAUGUCACAUGCCUCCUUUUAAAUAUUUGCCAGUAUGCUCUGCUUUGGCUGACCUGUUCAGACGAUUGUAUUCAUUUAUUUAAACUCAAUUUGCCUGUGAUUCUUGUCAUUCCCUCCAUGCAUUUAUAUGUGCUAUUGCAUUUUUUUUUUAUCAACCUUACCUUCUCUGUCUGAUAGUUUGUGCUUUGUCCUUUCUGUCUCUGUACCUCUCUGCAGGUAUAUCAGGCUCUGAAGCUGCACAAGUCUGAUCUGUGGUCACUGGUGUCACCAAUCUGUCCAGUGUUUGUGAUCUCUUGCUUGUUGUCUGUUUGUUUAUCCUUGCUUUCUCUUUUUCUCUCCGUCCUUUAUCCUCACCCCAGCAGGUCGAGCCACAUAUCCACUGUCCCUGAGCGUGGCUUUGCUGAAGGUUUGUUCCUGUUGAAAGAGAGCUCUUCAUCCUCACCGUCACAUCUAUAAUGCUCAUGUGAAAUCUUGGGAUCUAUUGGAUUUUCCAUAUAUAGUUUUGUAGGUCUUAAUUUAAAGUUUUAGAUUAGUCUGGUAAUUUUUUUAUAGUGUAUAUAAUACUGUCGGUUCCUAACCUUAAUAUUUCAGUCAGGUUUAUUGUAUUAGAUAAUAUUGUAGUGUUGUUGGUGUAAUGUUUAAAUUGCUUAGGUUAAUUCAUGUAACUUUGCAUUUUAUAAUAUUGAAAUUACUCAGUUAAAUUCAUAUAAUAUUGCAGGGUUUUAUCCUGAAUACUUAAAGUCGUUGGAUAAAUUUGCAACGCCAGUCUUACUUCUCUGCUGGAAACCACUUUAACUCAAUGUCAGCUGUUUUAACGUGCUGUAUAAUUAACAGUGACGUGGUUCUGACUGGUUGAAUGUGUGAAGUACAGGCUACACAAAAGGGGAAGUUGUUCAAAGCCACUAAAUUACAACCAACAAUGUCAUUCUUGGUUGAAACCAGCAGAUGGCAGCAUGGUUCCUUCGCUGGUGGAAUGAUUCAUGACUGAGAAUCGCCUCUCUGUGGGUGUAGGGAUGUAGACUUGAGGCAUGUGAAUCAGUCAGAAAGAAACAGAAGCUGUAGCAUCAACUUUAACACAGAUGAUUUGUAACUUAAUCACAGCUUUUUGACGUCAGAGACCUUAUACCUCCCCCACCCACAAGGCAGAAGAACCUUGGUGGGUUCUACUUGCAUAUUAAGUACAGAAUAGACUUUUUUUUUUCAAUUCAUAAGCCCACUGAAGGCCAUCAGCACCUGUUUUAUUCAUAUUUUGAAUGAAUGAAUGCACGAUACAUUCAAAGAGAAGGAAAAGCUUGCGUUGUAACCUUGCAGAAUGAAAACGCUUUAUUAAAUAUUACGUUUUAUAUAGAGAUAGAUGGAUAUAUCUGUCUCUUUUGGUUCUAUUCUCUCAGGUAGAAUAGUUGCAUCCUACUGCUAUUUUUGUAUGUCGAGGCCUUUUUGUAUAUGCUGUCUUCCUACUUAUGUUUGUUUUCACAGCCUGAUAGUUUUAUUGGUGGAGUCGCACCAGUGGAGGACGACACAUUCCUGCUCUUUAGGAAAUACAGCAAUGUAAAAAUACCCCGUUACAGAAUGCCAGGCGAGCGAUUAACAGUAAGAGGCACGUCCGACAUCGGGCGUUUCCCUGGAGCGGCGCCACCCACCAGGGUGGAACUGACCAUCCACCAUCAGGGCGAGAAGAAGCAAGAGGAGGGAGGCUGUCGACGUUGGUUCAGGAAGAUGUGUCCGUGCUGCUGUAAGCGCCAGAACAGCACCUCCUAUGAUGUUACAGAUAAGGUGGAAUUUACCAAACCCCCUACCCCGGCCCCGGUCAUAAUGGAAAAGGAGUCUGAUGAAACAAAGCUGUCAGUGUGUUCGGUGGAUCUUCUGAGCUCCAAGACGGGUCAGAACCGACAGGAGCAUCACACUGACCUGUAUCACGGAGAUGACCUCAUCAUCCGCAGAGGACAGACCUUCCAGAUGGAGCUGGAGUUGAACAGGCCCUUUAACGCUGACACUGACAAGCUGCAUCUGGACAUGAAAACAGGUUCCCUGCCGAUGGUGUCCAAAGGCACCCAUGCCAUCAUUCCACUGGUGGAACAUCUGGAAGAUCUACGCUGGGAGGCCAAGAUCGUACAGGAAAACGGCAACAAAGUCAAGCUGUCCGUCAACUCUCCAAGCACCGCUGUGGUCGGGCUGUACGGACUCUCUGUGACAACUUCCUCUCUGAAGGGCGAGGACGCGACAACUCACAACUCCAGCAAGAACAUCGUCAUGCUCUUCAACCCUUGGUGUGAAGAGGACAGUGUGUUCCUGGAUGACGAGGAGGAGAGGAAGGAGUAUGUGCUGAAUGACACUGGGAGGCUUUACUAUGGCACGGAGAAGCAAAUCGGAUCCCGAACAUGGAACUUUGGGCAGUUCCAUGAGGGCAUCCUGGAAGCAUGUCUGUUUAUCCUGGAGAAGAGUGACAUGCCGCCUUCCGGUCAAGGAGAUCCUGUCAAUGUGGUUCGAGUCGUAUCUGCCAUGAUAAAUGCUCAGGAUGACUUAGGCGUUCUGGUAGGGAACUGGUCAGGAGAUUACUCUGAUGGAGUCUCUCCUGCGGCGUGGAGCAGCAGCGUGGAGAUUCUGAGGAAAUACCACUCCACCAAUGGAACGCCUGUGUCAUAUGGGCAGUGCUGGGUCUUCUCUGGGGUCACUACAACAGUGCUACGGUGUCUUGGCAUACCCGCCCGCAGUGUGACCAACUUCCAGUCUGCUCAUGACACGGAUGUUUCCCUCACUACAGAUGUGUAUUUUGAUGUGAAUAUGGAGCCGAUUGACCACCUCAAUAGUGACUCUGUGUGGAAUUUCCACGUGUGGAACGACUGCUGGAUGGCCAGACCAGACCUGCCUCCUGGCAACGGAGGCUGGCAGGCUGUUGACUCCACACCACAGGAGACCAGCCAGGGCACCUUCCGCUGUGGGCCCGCCUCUGUCAACGCCAUCCGCACCGGCCAGGUCUACCUCAAACAUGACACGCCUUUUGUUUUUGCUGAGGUCAACAGUGAUAAGAUCUACUGGCAGAGGAACCUGGAUGGCACCUUCAGUCAAAUCCACAGCGAGAAGAAAGCUGUUGGUCACUGCAUCAGCACCAAAGCAGUGGGCUCUGAUGAGCGAGCAGACAUCACACACCUGUACAAACAUCAAGAAGGUUCGGAAGAGGAACGCAUCGCAGUCGAGACCGCUAGUCGCUAUGGCACCAAGCCAGACGUCUACUCCACCCCGAUGGCAGAGGAUGUGUCUGUGGAGGUGAAGAUGGAGGGCGAGGGGCCCAGAAUGGGUGCUGACGCCCAGCUGAGCAUUUUGGUGAAGAACAUGAGCUCACAGCCUCGUCGGACGACUCUGCACAGCCAGGUGGCCGUCAUGUACUACACUGGUGUGCUGAGGAAUGCCAUCAAGAAGGAGCAGAUACCUGUGGAUCUUUUGCCCAAUGAAGAGAAGACCAUUGAGUGGGUUCUGCCGUACCAGCAGUACCAGAACCAGCUGGUGGAUCAGGCAGCCCUGAUGCUGACUCUGUCUGGAAGAGUCAAUGAGACCCAGCAAGUGCUGGCCAACCAGACAUCCUUCAGGCUCCGGACACCAGACCUCAACAUCACGCCUGUUGGAGAAGCUAUUGUUGGUAAGGAAAUGGCUGCCAAGAUAACCUUCACCAACCCCCUACCACGUACACUGAAAGGAGUGGUGUUCAGAGUGGAGGGCCUGGGCCUUCAGAAGGGCCAUGAAGUGGUUGUCGGUGAUGUUGGCGGUCACUCCACAGUGACACUGACUGAGCACUUCAUCCCAACCCAGCCCGGACCCAGGAAGCUGGUGGCGUCUCUCGACUGUAAACAGCUCACACAAGUACACGGGGUGGCUGACAUUGUUGUUGUUGAACAAUAAGAGGGAGCCACAAGGUUCAGCCUCUUCCACUUUAUUUUUUUCCCUUAUAGAAUAUAAACAGAGCCUCUAAUUAUAUGAAGUGUGCGAAAUUCCUGUAUCUUAAACUGACCUGUUUAUUUUGUAUUGCAUCAAAAAAAAUGAAUUUUGAUAUUCUAAAACUAUGAAUAGUCAAUUAACAACUGUAGCACUAGCAGUAUUAUUGUUUUUAUGUUUUACUUUAAGUAAUAUAAAUUCACAUUUCUGCCUAGCUGUGGUGAAGUAUGCAGAAGGAUUUAACACAUGCACAGCAGACAAAGGGCUUCACAUGCUGCUCUGACACUAAAGCAUUUCAAGACACUGAACAACACGUGGAUUUGCAGAAAGUUUUGGAUCAUAUAAAUACUGUAUUGUUCAUAUAUCUUGUCAUAAUGUGAAAAGUAUUUUUAGACAAAAUGAACCUCACGUGGCUUAAAUGAAGGGAGGGUACUGUGAAAUGUUUGGAAGGGAAAAGGUGUUGAAUAGGAAUUGAUAUUUUGAAGAAAAAAAGCAGGUGGUGGGGUAAGGUCUAAUUUUUUUCUUUAUUUUAUAUUUUGGCUUAAAAACUUUACAACUAUUGCUCAAAAUUCCAUCAAACAGAAACGUGGCUGAAAGACUAUUUUCGCUAAAAUCCAAUUUUGUGGUGCCUCUUUUAUUUUGAAAGCAAUACAUCAGCAGCCAAAAAAUUGAAAUCUACAUUAGCAGACACAAUGCACAAUGUCGCUCUGCACUUUAUGUGUGUAUACUUACACUGACAUCAGCUUUACAGUACAUUGCAGUAAAGCGACAUUGUCAAACAGAGAGCACGGUGGCCUUAAUACAUGUGAGAUUUACCUGGUUCUAGUCUGGUGCUAACUUCAGCACUCAAUGUGAAGGAAACUAUGUUAAUAUCAUCAAACUAUUUAUCAACCUAUAAUAUUUUUUGUAUCGUCUGUGUUGUAUUAAAACCCACACUGAAACGAUG
Molecule: messenger RNA, 5738 nt
Organism: Acanthochromis polyacanthus (spiny chromis)
Lineage: Eukaryota; Metazoa; Chordata; Actinopteri; Pomacentridae
Gene: tgm1l1
Product: transglutaminase 1 like 1
Exons: 16
Coding region: 2309-4759 (816 amino acids)
Biological process (GO): peptide cross-linking
Molecular function (GO): protein-glutamine gamma-glutamyltransferase activity
Source: RefSeq, a predicted model, not a curated record